AUGGACCGUUACGCUGCUGCCCAUGCCUCCCGCAAUGGCCCUGGAGAUGCUCGUCCGACUGCCCUCCAGAUUAUCGCGGACGAGUAUCAGUAUGGCAACACUGAUGAAGCUUGUUUUUCAGAGUUAGUCAUUGUGAUUACUGGUGCAACUUCUGGCAUCGGAUAUGAGACUGCCCGAGCUCUCUACUCCGCGGGAGCAAAGCUGCUCAUCACGGCGCGAGACGCUAACAAGGCGAAGAGCAUUAUUGAGAAGAUUGUGUCAAGUAUUCCGCCGGUUGAGGGAAGACAGUAUCAGAUUAUUGAGGUUAUACCUAUGGAUAUGGGCUCUCUUGCCUCUGUCAGACGAGCUGCAGAGGAGAUUCUGAAUAAGGCAGAACACAUUAAUGUCUUAAUCAACAACGCUGGCAUUGCGGGUAUUCCAUUCGAACAAACGGAAGACGGGCUAGAACGGACCUGGGCCGUAAACUACGUCGCACCGUUUCUUCUCACAUAUCUUUUACUCCCACGACUCGAAGCCGGCAGCACCAAGAAUCGCCAUUCCCGCAUCGUCAACUUGAGCACUACAGGACAUAGACUGUUCCCAGCUCAUCUAGACGACCCAAACUUUAAGAUCACGCCCUAUGAGCCCAUGUCUGCCUACGCAACGUCGAAACUCGCCGUAAUCCACCACGCCAACUUCAUUGACCGGCACUUCUCCACUCACGGAGUCAGAGCCGUCUCGCUUCACCCUGGGACUGUCCAUACUCCGAUGCUUCAAGCAUACACAUCCCAGCGGAGCGAAAAUGUUGAACUGCCGCCUGGGUAUGGACAGGAGCUCAAAUCUGUUGAGCAAGGCGCGGCUACAACCGUUUUCGCAGCUAUUGCGUCGUGUUUGGAGGAUCAGGGCGGUGUGUACCUGGAAAAUUGCUCCUAUGGAAAGGAUGCGACGGCUGAUUUUGGCACGAUGGAUGGCGGGUAUGCGGCUUUUGCGUUUGAUGAGGUGGUGGAGGAGAGGCUUUGGAAGGAGACGUGUAAACUAUUGGAAGUUCCCGAUUUAUUGUAG
This is a messenger RNA of Trichoderma virens Gv29-8, 1041 nucleotides long. RefSeq lists its product as uncharacterized. The coding region runs from base 1 to 1041 and encodes 346 amino acids. NCBI's taxonomy places the organism in Eukaryota, Fungi, Ascomycota, Sordariomycetes, Hypocreales, Hypocreaceae. The record is from RefSeq and is a predicted model, not a curated record. The transcript is spliced from 2 exons.